Molecule: messenger RNA, 605 nt
Organism: Daphnia carinata
Lineage: Eukaryota; Metazoa; Arthropoda; Branchiopoda; Diplostraca; Daphniidae
Product: barH-like 2 homeobox protein
Exons: 3
Coding region: 47-577 (176 amino acids)
Biological process (GO): cell differentiation; regulation of transcription by RNA polymerase II
Cellular component (GO): nucleus
Molecular function (GO): DNA-binding transcription factor activity, RNA polymerase II-specific; RNA polymerase II cis-regulatory region sequence-specific DNA binding
Source: RefSeq, a predicted model, not a curated record
UAUGAGUGACGCGGAUGAGGAUGCUUCGUGACGUCCGGCACGUGAAAUGUCGGAACAGGUGAUGCCUCGUCUUGUACCACGACACGAGGAAGUUGAGAAAUUAUGGAUCAGGAUCGGAGUGACUCGUCUACCGUCGACGAUGCCGGUCCGAUCUUUUAACAUCGAAGACCUGCUCGAUUAUAACAAAGACGAAUUUUCUGUUGAUCAUAAAUCAGUGCAGCCGGAAAACAAGCAAAAUAAAGAAGUGAUCAUCAUCGACGUGGAGAAUCAUCAAAGAGAUGCAGAUCGUAAAAACCGCAAAGAUCGAGCCCAUAAUUCAGAAGUACCGUUACCUAUUUACAUCCGCGCCGAUGCCAAAUUUUGCGGCUCGUGGCCACCAAAGAGACGCAUUCGGACCGUCUUCACAGUGGGUCAGAUUAAUCAACUGGAGAAACGGUUUCAGACACAGCACUACUUGACGGCGGGAGAACGGAUCGACUUGGCACGCCACCUCAACUUGACCGUCUUGCAGGUGCGCAAUAGAAUACAGAAGAAAAAAAAAAGAAAAGAAAAGAGCCGCAUGCUGUUGGUGAUCUAGUUCCCCAUAAAUAAUGUAAUAAUACGAU